GCUGGAGGCAGCGAAGAGGAUGCGUGCGUCUCCGGUGGACUAGAUUGCGUGUUUGGGAAUGUGUUUAACCAGGGUGGAUUUCCUACUCUUGAACAAAUAAUUGUUUCCCAAGAUCACACCUACUGAAUUGAAUGGUUAUGAGUCCCGAGAAUGUUCAUGGAAUUGUUGGAAAUUCUGGAAAAUAUUUUUUUCUGCAACCAUGUUUGAUCGCGAACAGAGAGGAAGAUAGUAUCAGCUUGCUCUAAUUAUAACGCUGUUGCUUUAGGUUACAUAUUCAGUAUAGGCUACUUCUGUCAACUGGAAUACCCAAAGGAACAAGGUGGAAUAGUUUUUCUUCGUCCUAUUUCUAUUCUGCAACCCCACAGAAGCCCUGCUGUAGUAGUAGGCCAAUGUGUUUCAAACAAUGAAACAGAAAUGUAUAAUUUUUUGACAGUCAAAUGUCAUAGUCAAGACGUACUGGACUGAGACGGUAAGUUUAGCUGUGUAUUUUUGUUUGCUUGUAAAAUGCGUUUGUAUAGUAUAUUGACAUUGAUGGGAUGAUCUACAAACAACCACAUUGAACGUUUGAGGAUAUGAAUGGUUUCACCAAAUUCAGUUAUUACCAGCAGUUGUUGUUAUCAUAUUCAUUUUAAAAAUAAACGAAGAAAUAUUUAUAUUAUCCAGAAAAUGUAUGUAAAUGCUUUGCUGACUUUGUUGUUAGCCUCUGGAUUUUUGUUGAUUUAGAUUCCGCUGGACUUUUUCUUUACUGCCAAGGACGUUGGAAUUAGUCAACCUGCCCUCAGGGCAAUUAAUACGAUUUGGUGAGUGAGAUUGCCUAGCAGUAGCAGCGAUGUCUCGACUGUACUACAGGAGGACAGACAACUCCUCCUACAGGGACCGGAUCGCUCUGAGGAUUGUCAGGGCCGAGUCUGAACUGUCUGGCCUGGAGAAGAACUACCUGGGAGCAGUGGAGAAAGGAGACUACGCCUCAGUCAAACAGGCUCUAGAGGAGGCAGAGAUCUACUUCCGGAUCAACAUUAACUGUAUAGACCCGUUGGGCCGCACAGCUCUGCUGAUCGCUAUUGAGAAUGAGAACCUGGAGAUUAUAGAGCUGCUGCUCAGCUAUAACGUUUACAUCGGUGACGCUCUGCUACACGCCAUCCGUAAAGAGGUGGUGGGGGCCGUGGAAUUGCUGCUCAACCACAAGAAGCCCAGCGGGGAGAAACAGGUUCCUCCCAUCCUAUUGGACAAGCAGUUCUCUAACUUUACUCCUGACAUCACACCCAUCAUCCUGGCAGCUCACACCAACAACUAUGAGAUCAUCAAACUGCUGGUGCAGAAGGGGGUGUCCAUGCCCCAGCCACAUGAGGUGCGUUGUAACUGCAUGGAGUGCGUGUCCAGCUCUGAUGUGGAUAGUCUUCGUCACUCCCGCUCUCGUCUCAACAUCUACAAGGCCUUAUCCAGCCCAUCACUCAUAGCCCUCUCCAGUGAAGACCCUUUCCUCACAGCCUUCCAGCUCUCCUGGGAACUACAGGAACUCAGCAAGGUAGAGAAUGAGUUUAAGUCGGAGUAUGAGGAGCUAUCUCAGCAGUGUAAACAGUUUGCCAAGGACCUGUUGGACCAAACCAGGAGCUCCAGAGAACUAGAGCUGAUCCUGAACUACAGAGACGACAUCAACCCUCUACUGGAUGAGAACACCAAUGACCUGGCCAGACUCAAACUGGCUAUCAAAUACACACAGAAAGAGUUUGUAGCCCAGCCCAACUGUCAGCAGCUGCUUGCGUCUCGUUGGUACGAUGAGUUCCCUGGAUGGAGGCGUCGUCACUGGGCAGGGAAGUUCCUAACCUGUGUCUUCAUCGGCCUCCUCUUCCCCCUCUUAUCCCUCUGCUACCUGGUCUCUCCUAAGAGCCGCUAUGGACACUUCAUCAGGCAACCCUUCAUCAAGUUUAUCUGCCACACAACGUCCUAUCUCACCUUCCUGUUCCUGCUACUGCUGGCCUCCCAGCACAUCGUCUCUACAGACCCCAACAGACAGGGGCCGCCUCCUACUGUUGUGGAAUGGAUGAUACUACCAUGGGUACUGGGCUUCAUCUGGACAGAGAUUAAACAGAUGUGGGAUGGAGGGUUCCAGGACUAUAUCCAUGACUGGUGGAACCUCAUGGACUUCGUUAUGAACUCUCUCUACCUGGCUACCAUCUCUUUAAAGUUCGUUGCCUAUGUCAAGUACAGUGGCUUCAUGGCCAGGAACGAAUGGCAGAUGUGGCAUCCUACCCUGGUAGCAGAGGCUGUGUUUGCCAUCGCUAACAUCUUCAGCUCCAUCCGCCUCAUCUCUCUGUUUACAGCUAACUCCCACCUGGGACCUCUACAGAUCUCUCUGGGCAGGAUGCUGCUGGACAUCCUUAAGUUCCUGUUUAUCUACUGCCUGGUGCUCCUGGCCUUCGCUAACGGGCUCAACCAGCUCUACUUCUACUACGAGACAGACGAGGGACUGAAGGGAUGCAAGGGCAUCCGCUGCGCAACACAGAACAACGCUUUCUCAACGUUGUUUGAGACGCUCCAGUCGUUGUUCUGGUCUAUCUUUGGGUUGAUCAGUCUGUAUGUGACCAACGUGGAGGCAGACCAUCAGUUCACAGAGUUUGUAGGGGCCACCAUGUUCGGAACCUAUAACGUCAUCUCUCUGGUGGUUCUACUCAACAUGCUGAUCGCCAUGAUGAACAACUCCUACCAACACAUCGCUGAUCAUGCAGACAUUGAGUGGAAGUUUGCAAGAACCAAGUUGUGGAUGAGUUACUUUGAAGAGGGGGGGACUCUGCCUUCUCCAUUCAACAUCAUCCCUAGCCCCAAGUCAAUCUGGUACUUCAUCUGCUGGAUCAGGAAACACAUCUUCAAGAUCACCAGGGCCAAGAAAACAGAAACAUUUGGAACCAUAGGGAGACGGGCUGCUAUAAACGUAAGAAUAAACCACCAGUAUCAGGAGGUUUUGAGGAACCUGGUGAAGAGAUAUGUAGCAGCCAUGAUCAGAGAUGCCAAGACAGAGGAAGGACUGACUGAGGAGAACUUUAAGGAGCUGAAGCAGGACAUCUCCAGCUUUAGGUAUGAGGUCCUGGGGAUGAUGAAGGGGAAGGUGGGGCCCGGGGGUGGGGGCGUGGCUCUAGCAGGAAGUAAACCCAGUGAAGAGGCAGGGGCCUCCAUUUUGGUCUACCCUGACCACUCCUUCAAGUACUCCCCCAAGUUCUCCCCAGCCACGCCUAAGACCAACAUGUUUCCCGACACCACAUCCAUACUCCAGCAGAGGGCAGCCCCCUCCUCCACCUCCUCCUCCACAUCCCCUUCCACCUCUCAGGGCUUGAACCGACUGGUCAACGGCUCUGUGGUACCCUCUUGGGCCUCCACUGACACCUCCUCCAACCCCACCUCCUCCACUCCCAUCUCCUCUUCCUCCUCCACUCCCAUCCAUGCCUCCACCAAAGACAUGCUGGCCAGGAAAGACUUUCCCAAAGACAUCUGUGACUUUGGGCUCUACUCUGUGUCUGAGGAGAUGGGAGAGGCUGACCUGGAGGUGCUGGACUGUGAUGGAGAGAAGGAGGAGCAGGGUGGAGCGAGGGAGAGGACGUGUACAGAGAAGGAAGAGAACGAAGGGAGGGGAGAGUGAAGAGAGAGAGUCCAUGUUAAAACAGACUGUUGAGGAUGAGACUGAUACGUAGAAGGACUUAUUUUAAUGUAUCGUUAUGAUGCGUCUUCAUGGAGGCCUGUGUAGUAGCAUGCCUUGCUUCUCCAGAACUAAUUCAGCUCUCAGACUAAUAUAUUCUGGUCUAUAAGACAGAAUGUAUAAGCUGGAAAACAGGAGACAAGAAGUCUGUUUCUUGGUCUGUGUCCCAAAUAGCACCCUAUUCUCUAUAUAGUGCACUGCAUUUGACCAGGGGACAAAAGGGCUCUGGCCAAAAGUUGCGCACUGUGUAGGGAAUAGGGUGUCAUGUGGAACAAGCAGAUAAGACGUCAUUCUCCAACCAGGAUUUCUGGGAAACCUGGGAAUUUGGGGAAAGUUACUGGAGUUUUGCCACCUUAUACUGUACGGGAUAGAACUAUCAGUAUUUUAUUAACAGUCCCUGUCUCUGCUGCUUCCCCCAGUCAGCCCCAUGCUAUUUGCACAACAAUCCUUUGCCAUAAUGUAUAAUGGAAAACGCUAAUGAAUCUUGCAGGUAGAUCUAAAACAAUGUCACACAUUGGCAAAUUAUUCAAAACGAGUUGGAUGAAGCUGUCUAGUCUAUCUCGGGUGUUUCCCAAAAGGCACCUAAUUCCCUAUAUAGUGCACUACUUUUGAUCAGAGCCCUAUGGGGCAACACCUGGAGAAGUAUGCAAGUGUUCGCAGGGCUACUCCUGAUGCUCGCAGGGCUACUCCUGCCCCCUCCAACCAAGCCUUCACGUGCCCUGUCUGCCCCUGCAGCUGGAAAUCCAGGAUUGGGCUCCACUACCACCAGAAGACCAGAAGUAGGGCCUAAAGAACAUUGUUUUUCUAUGCAAGCGAGUAAGCCCUUUAGAUGCAACGUUUUCUUUCAAGUGAAAUCCUACAAGAGAUGCUAUACUGUACAUGUAGGGAGAGUGGGGUAAGUUGAGCCCCCUAGGGAACCAUACACAAAAUUAAUAAUUGGACCAAAUGUUUAGGAAGAGGUAAUUUUAUGGAUUCUGUGAAGGAAGAUACAUGGAAAAAUUUGUGCGCAAAAAUGGAUUUUCACCAAGUCAAAUGAAUUUGUUGUGUUAGAGGUUUCAUGAUGCUUGUAUCUAAAACAAAGUAGAUCAUUUUAAGAUUGUUCUAUACAUCAGUUGAGGUUAUAGGCUGCAAUAUGAAGUCCUAAACCUAGCAUGAAAGUACAUCCUAGUAGCUGUGUUGGCUAAUGUGUCAAAAUGUUUGCCUUGGGGUAAGUUGAGCCAAUGGCCAUGGGGUAAGUUGAGCCAAUGGCAAGUUGAGCAAAUUGAAAUGUUUUCUUCCCAGGCCUAAUGCAAGGCAUUAUUGCUGGGAUAGGAGGUAACAUAUGUUGAAAUGUUAAUAGUGCUUUAAAAUGUACAGUGUUUUUUAGGUGUUAAGCCUGUGUUAAAAGAUGCUUACACUUAUUUAAAGACAAAAAAGUGAUUGUAAUUGUGUUAAAGAUAGACAUGGUUUUAAAAAGUCAGUGGUAAUAUUUCAUUCAGUACAGAAAUGUGAAGGCGGCUUAACUUACCCUGUCCCAUGGUUCAACUUACCCCAUACUCUGAGUAAGUUGUGCCAAGAGACAACUUUUUUUUGGACAAGCUAUGUUUUAAAAUCUGUAAUGUUUACUGGAAUUCUGAUUAUUUCCAGGGAUACACAGCAUCCUGAAAUAUAUGUAGAUAUCUUUGUUAGAAAUAAUACUAUAUUUCCCUUGACGGAGUGAUACUGAAUGUAAAAAAUGGCUCAACUUACCCCACUCUAACCUGAACUUAUCCCACUCUAACCUGAACUUACCCCACUCUCCCCUACACUUACCCCACUCUCCCCUACACUUACCCCACUCUCCCCUACACUUACCCCACUCUAACCUGAACUUACCCCACUCCACCCUUAACUUACCCCACUCCACACUUAACUUACCCCACUCUUCCCUACACUUACCCCACUCUCCCCUACAACUGAAUGUUGACAUGGCUUAGCUUGUGAAAUCCAAUUCCUUAGCAGUUAGCUUUUGUGAGGAAUUCCCCCCGUUCUUACCAUAUGAUGCUAUACUCAGUACUGACAGUAACACUGCACACUAACUCAGCUCCCAGCAUCCCAUUGUUAACCUUAAAGGGGUAAUCUGAGAUUGGUACAUCCAUUUGUGCAUAUUUUGGGUGGCCUUUUAUAGCUCUGUUUAUGAAUUAGAGUUUUUUUUUCUUUAGGCCCAUCCCUCAGCUUUUUAUGAAAACAAGUGGCGGGGUUACCACUUUGUUGUUUUUGGAAUCCCAGAUUUGCCCUUUAAGUUAAUAUACUGGGACUCUCAGCAUCCCAUUGUUAACCUUAAUGACAUAAUACUGCAUUCACAUAUGAAAUAUUGAAAUGUAUUCUGUUAUUCUGAUAUGCAAGUUGGUUAGAUAUGUAUCAUUUCUGAGGGAGUGUUAAUGUUGCCAGUAUUUUUAUUGUAUUUUAUGGCAUUCAUUCAAGCUCCAGAGGGCUAUACAACAUGAAUCAAUAAACAUAAUAUGUUUUUAACAUAAA
This is a messenger RNA of Salvelinus fontinalis (brook trout), 6184 nucleotides long. Its product is annotated as short transient receptor potential channel 4-like. The record is from RefSeq and is a predicted model, not a curated record. The transcript is spliced from 16 exons. Gene Ontology annotation, molecular function: protein binding; inositol 1,4,5 trisphosphate binding; store-operated calcium channel activity. Gene Ontology annotation, cellular component: membrane; cation channel complex. NCBI's taxonomy places the organism in Eukaryota, Metazoa, Chordata, Actinopteri, Salmoniformes, Salmonidae. The coding region runs from base 830 to 3631 and encodes 933 amino acids. Gene Ontology annotation, biological process: regulation of cytosolic calcium ion concentration; calcium ion transmembrane transport; manganese ion transport.